This is a messenger RNA of Laetiporus sulphureus 93-53, 1116 nucleotides long. RefSeq lists its product as uncharacterized. The coding region runs from base 1 to 1116 and encodes 371 amino acids. The transcript has 5 exons. The record is from RefSeq and is a predicted model, not a curated record. NCBI's taxonomy places the organism in Eukaryota, Fungi, Basidiomycota, Agaricomycetes, Polyporales, Laetiporaceae.
AUGUCUCACGUUCCCACCUCCAACGAAUGGAGCUCUUCAGCAGUGCAGCCCCAGCCCAAUGGCGACAUAUUUGCCUCUUUACUCAGUUUCGAGAUACGCUGGAGGGACCGGCAGCCAUUUCUUGAAUCUCGAGGUUACAUGUUGCGUCCUAGGUAUCGUCCAGGCUGGGUGCCUUCGUGGAGGGGAACCGCAAGAUUUCCGAUCUUUUUCGAGGAUUCGUUGACACUUCCGUUCCGAGAGCAUCUGGUCGAUGCAACCAGAAUUGCUGACGGGCAGCUUGUCUAUAUCAAACGUGUUCAAACUGGUGACGAUGAAUCACAGAUCGCAACGAUGCUUUCCUCUCCGCCCUUGCGGGAUGACCCCGAAAACCAUUCCGUUCCCAUCCUAGACACCUUCCGUGAUGCAGAGGAUGAGAAUAUAUCAUACAUCGUUAUGCCGUUCCUGCGUCUCGUUGAUGAACCUCCUUUCGCGCUAGUUGGAGAAAUGGUCGACUGCGUUGACCAGAUUAUGGAGGUGAGCCAGGAUCCUGAACAUAGUAUUAGGGCCUUCGACUGCACAUACAAGAAUCUCAUGAUGGACGCACAUGCUAUGUAUCCUCAAGGCUUCCAUCCAAUCAGGGAAUCUUUCUUCCCUGAUGGUGUAACAACGGCUGCCCCCCACUUGCGACGAGCUGACGUCAAUGUCAAGUACUACUAUAUCGACUACGGCAUAUCGGUGUACUUUCCUCCAAACGCAGAUCAAAAGCUCGUAGUCGGGACUCUCGGGCGGGAUCAAGAGGUUCCUGAACUGUCCGACGAUGUUCCGUACGAUCCUUUCAAGGUGGACGUAUUCAUCGUCGGAAAUUUCUUUUUACAUACCUUCUUUGGGAAAUUCACAAACGUCGACUUCCUACUCCCGCUGAUAGCAUACAUGACGAUUGCUGAUCCCAGCCAAAGACCAACUGCUGCCCAAGCAUUCGCUUAUUGGCAAAAGCUCCGUGAUACUGUCUCAGAGCUCCACAUGAUGUGGCAUCCUCGACCGCGUGACGGAUCGCUGAUCUCCACCGCUUUCUUCGACUUUGUAUCUCUGGUGAAUGCUACUUCCUACUUCGGGAGGCGUCUGACAGGAUGGGUGUAG